AUGAACCAUGGUUUUCAAUCAUUUGGUCACCAGUACCAGGCACCGCCAAGCGUCAAUUAUUCCCCGUACAGAGGCUAUCACUACCAACCGUACCCGUAUGCAAGCGGAAGCAGCCAAGGUUUCCCCCAAACAGGCGCGCCACCAGGUCCAAGUGAACCUGGGAACCAACUCGCGAUCGUCCCAAAACCGGGAACGAGCAACGGCAGCAGUCAAGGGGGAGCCCUGGCAAUAAUCCACAGGAACAACCAAAACAAACAAUGCGUGAUAACCAACGAUCGUCCCGAGGAAGUUAGAGCGGGUAGAGAAAGUCUGACGUUUAACUACGAUCUGGCCCGAGACAGAAAGAGGGAGAAGGGGAGCCCCGGAGUAGUCGCAAGUGGAAGUCCAAACGGUAAGCCAGGACAAAAAGCGUAA
Messenger RNA from Melampsora larici-populina 98AG31, 414 nucleotides. RefSeq lists its product as uncharacterized. The coding region runs from base 1 to 414 and encodes 137 amino acids. The transcript is spliced from 2 exons. NCBI's taxonomy places the organism in Eukaryota, Fungi, Basidiomycota, Pucciniomycetes, Pucciniales, Melampsoraceae. The record is from RefSeq and is a predicted model, not a curated record.